Zingiber officinale is the source of this 1545-nucleotide messenger RNA. RefSeq names its product pentatricopeptide repeat-containing protein At4g18975, chloroplastic-like. The record is from RefSeq and is a predicted model, not a curated record. The transcript is spliced from 7 exons. NCBI's taxonomy places the organism in Eukaryota, Viridiplantae, Streptophyta, Magnoliopsida, Zingiberales, Zingiberaceae. Gene Ontology annotation, molecular function: protein binding. Bases 303 to 1160 code for a protein of 285 amino acids.
CGUUCUCUCACGUGCGAAGCGCGUGCAUGCGCCAACGCACAAAAGCCCUAGCCUCUCGAACUCCAGCGUCGCUUCCCUCCCGCUAACUCCAGCGUCGCCUGCAGCCUCCCUCCAACGUCGUCUCCUCCCUCCAUCGACCUCCUGAGGCCUCCCUCUAACGGCGUCUCCCUCCAGCGACCUCCCUCCAACGACAUCUCCCUCCAGCAUCGUCUCCCUCCCGCGACCUCCAUCGGCCUCCCUCCCUGGCACCGUGUGGAAGAAAGCGAGGACCUUUUCUGGAAUUAGGAAAAAACUUGUAUCCUAUGUGCUGCUCCUGGCCGCUCUUUCUAAAUUUCCGUGCCUCCCCAAUUGAUACCACUACCAUGGCAAAUUGUUCAUCUAGUAUGGGAGAAAUCUGCAUGCGCGGUGAUCUCUUCUGCACUCCUCGCUCAACAAGCCUUCUGUUUUUUUCAGCUAGCUUUGCUCCAAAGAUUAUAGUAAGCCAAUCCAUGCGGCAUUCGAGAAGAGAUCCAUCUCUCAAAAUAAAAAAGGCAAGCAAAAGGGAGCAUCAUUUGUGGAUGAAGAGAGAUUCAGCAGGGUCUGGACAAAAAGCUCUGAAUCUUGUGCAUACUGUUGAGAAACUUACUAAUGAGAAAGAUGUUAUUUAUAGUACGUUGGACAAGUGGUGUGCUUUUGAAACUGAAUUCCCUGUUAUUGCUGUUGCAAAAGCCUUGGAAAUUCUACGAAGACGAAGAAAGUGGCUUCGAAUCAUUCAGGUUACCAAGUGGUUGUUGAGCAAAGGCCAAGUACUUACAAUGGGAACAUUUGACACAUUACUCUUGGCAUUUGAUAUGGAUGGGAGAGUGGAUGAGGCUGAAUCCGUAUGGAAAAUCAUUUUACAAACAUACACUCGUUCAGUCUCCAAAAAGUUGUUUUCAAGGAUGAUUGCUUUGUACGACCAUCAUCACCAUCCUGAUAAAAUUUUGGAGGUUUUUGCAGAUAUGGAGGAAUUAGGAGUAACCCCUGAUGAUGACACUGUUUCAAGAAUAGGAAGAGCCUUUGAAAUUUUGGGGCAAAAUGAUAAGCGAGAUUUGUUGUUUAAAAGAUACAAGUGCAAGUGGAGGUACCUCCACUUCAAGGGCGAGCAUGUCAGAGUUCGCUCAACAGAAACAUAUAACUAAGGAUCCAAUUUCAUGGGAUCGACUUUUUAUCAAACACAACACAAAUCAGAGUAGUGCAUUGUUGCAGAAUGGUGCACCCAAUUUUUGGGACGAGAUACAAAGUUUCUCCUUAGCAAGCAAGUAGGAAACUCAAAGACAGCUGAACUAUCAGUAAAUACCGUUCUAGAGAAUCAGCUGCAUCUGCCAUCUUGACGGCUUGUGGCUGAACGUCUGGAUAUUCUCUGUUUGUAGUAUUUCAUUGUGAAUACAAUAUGUAUCUUCAGUACAAAUGUUAAGUGCCAAUAUGAUUAAACUUGUUCAGUGUGUAAUAUUUGCAGAGAAACUUAAGUGAAUCGAUGUAGGUAAAUAAUUCAAAGUGAUUAUGAUAAACAUUGUCUUGGAGGAA